AUGAUUAUACGCAAACCAACAACUAUCACUUUGAAACCAGAGGAUGAUUAUUAAGAAUAUGAGGAUUUUAAGAAAAGAUAAGAAGAAUAAAAGAAAAAUUAAAUACAAUAAAAGAAAGAAAUGUUCACAUGGUCACAAUAAUAACAAGCAUAGAUAAUACAUUAAGUUUGAAAAUUUAAAAUCUUAAACUAGGCUCCAAAAAACACAAGAAGAUCAAUUCAAGUAGCAUAAGAACCAACAAUAGAAUUCGAGCCUGAUUCAUACUUUGAUAUAAAUAAUCAAAUUCCUGUAAACUAAUUAUUCAGAAUGAUAAAUCCAUCUCCUGAUGCCAUGUAGCAAGAGCCAUAAUGA
Paramecium pentaurelia is the source of this 351-nucleotide messenger RNA. Lineage: Eukaryota; Ciliophora; Oligohymenophorea; Peniculida; Parameciidae. The record is from the annotation of a GenBank genome assembly.